Mucor mucedo is the source of this 1042-nucleotide messenger RNA. RefSeq lists its product as uncharacterized. The record is from RefSeq and is a predicted model, not a curated record. The coding region runs from base 22 to 957 and encodes 311 amino acids. The transcript has a single exon. NCBI's taxonomy places the organism in Eukaryota, Fungi, Mucoromycota, Mucoromycetes, Mucorales, Mucoraceae.
AAAUAAUUAAACUAAAAAAUAAUGUAUAAUAGCAACUCUCACCCAGAUCCUUUUGCAGGCCAAUAUCCUCCUCCACCUCCACUACAAAGCCCAGUGACGGAAGAGCCUGUUUUUACAGCACCUGUGUAUUCUUCCCCCGCAUACCACACUCCACCCGCACACACUCCACCUGUACAUCAAUCUUAUGCUCCAGCUCAGCAACAACCCACAUACACAGCACCUUACACAGCACCUCAACAAACAUACACACCUCCAGCACAGGAAGCAUAUGUGCCUCCACCUACUAGUUACUACCAAGCACAAAACUAUUACCACCACAAUGUCGAUGAGGAACGUCAUGUGGGUCUAAAUGAGUUUCACAAUGAACAAAGUUCGUUAGACGAUUAUUUACGCCAAGAAAGAGAGGAGUAUAUGAAGCACGAACCAAAAAAGGAAGAGACCAAGACUAUCCCGUUUUAUAAGGAAGAGGUCAUGGGUAAUGAAGAACCAGAAAAGACACCCAUGGUGCAACAACCACCGGCCAUGAGUCGAAAGGAACGUAAGCGACUAGAGAAACAAAAGUUAGAAUAUCAACCCUAUGUGGUGAAACCCACUUUAGCACCCGAGAAUGAAGCAGACAGCUAUAAAUUAAGACCUUAUACAGAAGAAAAGAAGAGCCCGUGUUGUUGUUGUUAUAAUCCUGCUAUUACGUGUUGUUCAUUCUUUUGUUUAUUGAUCAGUGUAGCUUUUCUAGCAGCAGGUGUAGCCAUGAUGAUUGCCUCUAAAGUGGUCACUGAUAAAUGUAACAAUCAAUGUGCUGAUAUCAUAGAUCAAGCUCAAAAUGCAUGUGGCACCAUUUGUAGCAAAGUGUUACACGACGGUAUGCUUUACGGUGGCAUUGUCGUCGCCGCUUUAGCUGCUAUUGCCAUUAUCUGGAAACUUAUCAUGUGGACUUGUGCUGGCUAUUCCAAAAGAUAAUCACCUUUCCCUUAUAAAAUAAAAUAAAAAAAAGCUAUACUUAUUCAUGUAUCAUUACCCCGUAUUGUCACGGACGGGAAUUUAA